AUGCCGGAUCCACCAACACCAUAUCAAAUCACUCAUGAACAAAUAUCUGAAGCUGAGCGCUUCAUCCAGCAAGUAAAGGUUUCAGACUUAACGAAAAUUCUUGAACGCGCUGGGUUGCGUAAGAAUGGUCUCAAGACGGAAUUGCAAAGUCGAUUCACAGCUGCUCUCCGCUGUCCACAAACCCAAUGGAAGACUUAUCAAAGCUUGGAAUAUUUCCGUAAAGGUCUUGCGAGACCGUCUCCAUAUCAGAUUCCGACACGAAAUUUCCAAAUGUUUGGACAUAAUGGUAUUCGAGUUCCAUAUGCGGGAGGAUCGACAAUGCAUGCUGCACAGCAGUUCCUUUCUGGACCCGUUUCAACUGUUCGGUCUUCGCCUAAAUUGGUGAUCCAGAAUCUUCCUUUCUACGAUGUAUGCAGCACCAUACUCGAGCCAAUGGAAUUGCCGGCGCAUCCGACCACAACCAAGGCGAAUACGAAGAUUGCAUUCAAUUUCGUCUUGGGUUCGGAAAUUGAAGCGUCGAUCCAUAGAUUCGAUUCAAGGCCACUUCCAAGAUAUGAAAUUCAGCUUCGUUUCUUUAAUGCCACCGAAUUGGACGAGCCGCAGAAGGAUGAUUUCCCGCUCAACUGCAAUGUUCGCGUCGAUGACACUUGCAUUCCUUUGCCGAAUGUGAUUCCGACAAACAAGGCAAAUGCUGAGCCAAAGCGCCCAUCGCGUCCAGUUUGCAUCACUGCUUCAUGCGUUAGACGCACGGGACCUCAUCGUUUACACGUCGAAUGGACGGCUGAUCGCCGCACAUGGGCUGUAGCUAUUUACUAUGUUCAUCGUUUGAGCAGCAGCAUCUUGUACGAGCGCAUCGCAAGAGAUGAGAAUCGCCGCCGUAAAUCGGAGCUCACCAAACAAGAAAUUGUGAAGAAGCUCAGCGGAGCUGAUGAUGACGGAAUCGCCAUGGACAGAAUCAAAAUUGGACUAUUGUGUCCAUUGUCCAAAACACGCAUGACGACUCCAGCUCGAUGCACUGAAUGCACACAUUUGCAAAGUUUCGACUUGAACUCGUAUCUCAUGAUGAAUGAGAAGCGUCCGGUCUGGAGUUGCCCAGUUUGCGCAACAAAUGCUCCUUAUGAAAAGCUCUACAUUGAUGAGUACUUCUGUGAUGUUCUCAAGAAUGUUGCGCCAGAUGUGAAGGAAGUUGAGCUUAAGGAAGAUGGCUGCUAUAGAGUCAUGGCUGAAGAAGAAGCCAUCUUAUUGUCGGAUGAUGAUGAUGAUGAUGGUGAUGAUGAUAUCAAAGUGACUCGUGUUCCUCCGCCAUCCAAGCCGAUCUCAAAAAAGCCUCCUCUCGAAGUCGUUCUCGAUGAUAGUGAUGACGAGCGCGUGAGCAUCGGUAUCAGAAACUCGCUGAACCAAGCAGAUGACGAGCCGGCCGUGAAUAAUAAUAAUGCGGGACCAGCCCCAAGAGCCAAUGGACACAGAUCACCGAGAGUGCUUGACGUGAUCACUCUUGAUGACACGCCGCCAAGACCAGCGAUGCCACUCCGUCGUGGACAGCCUUCCUCAUCGUCCUCAUCCGCAGAGGCAGUUUCGUCGUCGAUCGUCAGUUCGACUUCGCAGGAGAAGCCGGCAACUAUUCAGGACGCAUUGGCGAACAUGUGUGAGACUGCCGCGCAAAAUUCGUCGAAGAACAUCUUUUCGAAUACGUUCGGUUGGUCUUCUACCGAUUCGAACCUGGUAUCUCGCUCGUUGUCUGCUAAUGGUAUUCCGUAUUCAUUUGCUGGAUUGCCAGGCAACAACGCGACUCAUCAGCAGCAGGCGUCGAUGUCGGCUGCGAUGCACCAGAUGGCCAGUGGCAACGCCGCCAACUGGAUCAGCAGAGGCUACCAGCAGCUUCACCAUCAGCAGCAACAGUUGCAACAGCAAGCGCAAUUUAUGGGAUUCUCGCCAUUUCGCGGGCAAAAUGGAUCAAGCUAA
This is a messenger RNA of Caenorhabditis bovis, 1962 nucleotides long. The record is from the annotation of a GenBank genome assembly. NCBI's taxonomy places the organism in Eukaryota, Metazoa, Nematoda, Chromadorea, Rhabditida, Rhabditidae.